CCAUCCUCCCCAGGCUUGCCUGAACGAAUUCGAGCGUACCAUGUCAGUCGGUCACUCCGCUUGGAGACAUUACACUCCAUAUGUAAGAAUCACGCAUCCCACAGUACUCUUGUCAUGGUUUCCUUCGAAUGAUGUGAUGUUUCGACUCUGUCGGCACGCCAUCUUCACCUGCCGGGAAAAGUUAGUCAGGGAGCUUGAAGGAUGGUCGUCAGUUUGAUCGAGUAAUUACGAUAUACACGAGAUUCAAUAUGGCCGACGCGGAAACCAUCAUCAGCCUUCUUGGCUUCUACGAUAACUUCAGCGAACCGACACCAGCGUGGAAUCACAAGGGAGUGAUCAUUGGAUUGACUGUCCCCUUCCUUACGAUAUCAUGGAUUUGUGUUCUGUUUCGACUGUAUACUAGACUCAAGAUCAUUUACGCUCCGGGAUGGGAUGAUGCACUGGUCUUACUAUUCCUACUCACGGGAACCGCAAACGGAAUAGGCAUUUGCAUAGCUGCCAAGUUCGGUCUCGGUGAACACUUACUCAAGUUAGGUUACGACAACAUGGUCGGAUUUCUGAAAUCAUUUUAUGUUGCCAAUGCGUGUUACGCCAUGUCUACCGCUUUGAUAAAAGCGUCACUGCUUUUUCAAUAUUUAAGAAUUUUCAACCGCGGCAAGAGCCGAAUUGUUUGCAUAAUUGUUCUCGUAAUCACAUGCCUGUGGGGAACUGCAUAUUCCCUACUCGCUUUCUUCCCCUGCAGACCCAUCUACGGCUAUUGGAAUUGGGCAGAAAGUCAGCGUUGCUGGGCUUUUGCUUCCCUAAAUCCCAACGAGUUCUUUGCGGCCUACGCCAGCCACGCGGUUAUCAACAUGGUUUUAGAUUUCGUUGUCUUAGCAAUUCCGAUGCCACUUUACUUCAGAGACACCACGUCCUGGCCCACGAGAAGGAGAUUGUUGAUGCUUCUCAGCGCGGGAACACUGGUGAGCGGAAUAUCCAUCUGGCGUUUGGCCGUCUGUAUCGAGCACAGGGCAGCGACCUAUCCAACCUUUGAUCCAACAUGGUACGGUGUUGGAGUUGUCGUCCUGGGCAUGAUGGAAGUCAACGCCGCAAGCGUAUGUGCUUGCGUGCCGGUUUUCUGGCCAGUCCUAACAGCGAGAAUCGAUCAAAUUUUCGUAACAUCAGAGGUCAAGAUCACACGGGAACGACGCUAUUCAGAAGAAGGAGACGACGAGAUCGAGCUACAUGACAGCGCCAAUAGUACGCAUAGCCGCGCAGGAAGCACAACGAGCCAGAGCCACAUGUACCUAACAAAGAAGGGUACACAUUAUACGGACGACUAUGUAAUGGAACAAGUCGACCCCUUACGUGCUAAGAAUAGGGUCCAAGUAUCAUCUGAGCUGACAUCGAGAGACCGGGAUUUAUUGGACAGGAAGAAAUCAAUGCGGAGUAUGAUGUGAUAUAGCAAAGCGCCUGAAUUUAAGAUACCCUUCUAUCGUAAAACUCGCAAUCUGGUUUAGAUACCAGAUGUUGAUACAAAUCUUUUUUAAGUCGCUUUUCUUUUUCCUUUCCUUUCUUUUCUUUUACUUUGAAGGCCGGGGGGCGAGUGGGUUUGCGAAGCUUCUACUUGCUGCAAAGCAUCUUAACGAUAUAAUCUAGCUAGCAAUGGCUGUAUCGCAUGCACAGUUAGCUAU
Messenger RNA from Truncatella angustata, 1673 nucleotides. RefSeq lists its product as uncharacterized. The coding region runs from base 249 to 1439 and encodes 396 amino acids. Lineage: Eukaryota; Fungi; Ascomycota; Sordariomycetes; Amphisphaeriales; Sporocadaceae. The transcript is spliced from 5 exons. The record is from RefSeq and is a predicted model, not a curated record.